UUUUAUUUUUAAGGUAGGUCUGUCUCUCCGGAUGCUCCCUGCGCUUGCAGCAUUUUCUGAUUUCCAGCAUCUGUAGCAUUUUGCUUUGGGACCAGAGCCAGGCAGCGGACGCCAAGUGUGCGCUGUGGCGCGGGAUUAUUCCCCGCCGCCUUUCAAAUAGGGUCUCCAAUUGUUUGCUGAAAGGCACAAACACGGCAGACGGAGGGCGUGUACCCGAACCCACAGUUCUUCACGAAUGAGGUCAUGAUGUUGGUGUCCCUUUAAAAGGGAAUUCAAGCCAUAAACUUCCGGUCCCGUGGUGUGACAGAACGAAACUGGAUGAAGUGCAGCUUGUAGCGGCGUUACCAGUUGGCAAUGUCUAUGAGAUAGACGUCGGGAUUCAUAGUUUAAUACUCCCACCGUAACUAAAGGCAAGCGAAACCAACGCACAUCGACCGGAACCAGAGUUUAAACUUUUUGUCCCUUUUUAUAUAUAAAAAGGAAGACGAUAGUUCCCUCCACAGUAUGUAGAAGUAGCAAAUCUAGUGGAAAUAUCCCAGCAUAUUCUGAAAAUUCAUUCUACGACCCGAGAGCACAAGCGCAUUGUAUCUGGCGAUUUCGUUGUCAAACCAGAUUUAUUUCCCACGCUGCUGGCCGGAGUGUGUGUGUCCGUGGACGGUUGUGUUUUCCUUUCGCCGGGAUCCCAGCUUGUCGUGGCUGUUCCCGGCCCAGAGCUACACUGAUGAGCGGCGAUUGUGGUUCCGCAGCCGACCUGCAGCAGGAACCUCGAGCCACUCGCCCAGCCAUCCAGAGAUCCGGCGCUGCCCACCGCGACGUCUCUCUACACUUCCCCCUCUCCCCGAAUACUUCACCCUCGCAGCACGUCGGUGUAAAGAGAUAGACAUGGCCUCUCUCAGCCUGGGGCUGAAUUUCUCCCGCAAGAAGACCAUGGCGAAGAACGCUGCGGUAGAGCGGAAAAACCUCAUCACUGUCUGCAGGUUUUCUGUUAAGACUUUAAUUGAUCGCUCCUGUUUCGAGACCAUUGAUGACUCGUGUUCGGAAUUUACAAACUUUGCAGCUAUUCUCGAGCAAGUCCUGAGUCAUCGCCUUAAAGGUCAAAUAAAUUGGCUUGGUUAUGAAAGCCCUCGAAGCUUCUGGGACUUCAUACGCGUGGCCUGCAGCAAAGUUCCUCAUAACUGCAUCAGCAGCAUUGAAAACAUGGAGAACGUAAGCUCGUCAAGGGCAAAGGGCAGAGCAUGGAUUCGCGUAGCACUUAUGGAGAAGCGUCUGUCCGAGUAUAUAUCCACUUCUCUAAGGGACAUCAAAACAACCAGGAGAUAUUAUGAAGAUGGGGCAGUUGUACUGGGAGAAGAAGCGAAUAUGCUUGCUGGUAUGUUGCUUGGACUCAAUGCGAUUGACUUCAGCUUCUGUUUAAAGGGUGAAAGUUUGGAUGGCAAUUGUCCUGCUGUCAUUGACUAUACCCCAUAUCUGAAGUUCACACAAAGCUCUGAGAGUAUCAGCAGUGAUGAAGAGGAGUUACGCACUCUGGGGAGCAGCAGUAGUGAAGGCAGCACACCGGAGAACAUUGGCCCACCGUUCAUCACUGAUGAGCACAGCUGGUAUAACAAGUGCAAGCGUGUGGAGCAGAAAUUCAGGCUGGCAUUGGAGCAGAAGGGCUAUCUGGAAGAGUUAGUACGUUUGCGGGAAGCUCAACUUGCAGAGUCGGUAGCUCAAAACAAGAUAGUCCUACAGCGAAUGGAGGAGACAGACCUCAACCACAAACUGGAGAAGGAGCAACUGGAGUUUAUCAUCCUAGAACUGCAGGAUCAGCUAGCAGUUUUAAAAAAUAAUGAUUUGAGAUCAAGACAAGAAUUAACAGCACACCUUACGAAUCAAUGGCCUUCCCCAGGAGCUUUGGAUGCAGACGCGGUUGCUUUAGAUACACUUCUGUACAGAAAACAGUGUGGACAGUGGGAUGAGCACAGUUUUCAAAGCUUGGAACAACUCUCAGCAGAGAUCAGCCUUUCUUCGACUUCCUUAGAUCCAUUACACUCACAGAAAGAGGGCGAAGAAGGACACGGAAAUUCAAAAAGUGAUGGGAAGGAGGACACUCCCUCAUUACUUGGUCUAUGUGGAUCCUUGACUUCCAUGACCAGCUACAAAUCUCUUACAAGCUUGAAAUCCAGUGAAUGCCUUGCAAGUCCGAAUGCUGAGAUUAGCAGCCCAGGGCUCACUCCAUUUUAGGAGCAACUUGUCAUCCAAACCAGAGUGAACCUGGUAUCUUGGUAUGCACUGAAGUGACAUCCCAAUUAUUUAACCAAUCCUGACAACUUGAGACUUUAAUAGGUCCAAUAAUUUUAUUUAAUCAGAAAACCAACUGACAAUGCACUGCUGCACUGUUUCAUGAUACCACAACCAUCUGCAAAAGAUUCAGGUCACUUCAUGCGGAGUGCUUUACUUGAAUGUGUUUGCUUUGGAAAUUGUUCCUGGUAUUUAAAAAGUGUUGGCUGCACUGUUUGUCUUGUUUCUUUCCUUCCUAAAAUGGCUGGUUAAGGGAGUAUUCGGUAAAAGUGUUUUUGUUUACUGCUGAAAAUUUUGAGAAUUUGCAGAAGGUCCAAGCAAUAUAGUUGUGUAUUUGUGGAUCAAAAAGGGUGUUAAUAUGUACAAUUUAUUUCAUUACUAGCUUAAAAUGUUACUAUUUUUUCAGGCGAUUUUAAGUGCAAUUGUUUUUGUUCUAAUUAAGUCUGCAGAUUUCUAGGUAUGUCUGCUGUUGUGCAUUUGUUUUGAAGAACUUCCAGUCCAUCUAGCUUCUGACAUUCUAACUGCUUGUAUUAAAACUAUUUCCCACAGAUGCAAGUGAAGGUGAUGCCUAAUUGUUGUCUUGAAUUACUUGAUUAAAUCAAAAUGCCAUGCCCUUUGAUAUUCUGCCAGGACUGAAUUUAUCAAUGUUAAUGUAAAAGUUUGAGAUGCCUUUUUCAAAACAAAGUAAAUGGUAGCAAACAUUUGAUGGUGUUCCUGAUUUUUGAAAGAUGGUGGUGUUCACAUUGUGGCAGGGUCUGUCUAUUCACGUUGGGAACAAGGAUUGGUUGCCAAUCAAUCUUGCACUGGUUCUAAUGCCAUAUUUCAUAUUGUAAUUGUCUAACGUCACUGUUACUACAUCAAAUAUUGUUUCCGAUACAUUUCCCUUUGUCAUUACAGAGAUGGAUAAAUUUGCCAUUGAAAGAAAUUAAUAAAUCAGCAAUUAAAGAUGUUAGGAAUUGUAGGAGCUAUUUUUGAUGCUUUUAUGUAUGUAGCAAAAAAAAUUGCCACUAGAAUACAUUGAUUAUUUAUUACCUGUAAUCAGGUAUGAUAUUCUCCCCAAAGACUUUGUUUUAAAUUGAAAGUUGCAUUUCAGUCUUUGACUCUAUUGCAUAUUAAAAAUUGUCAAUACCUUUUGAUCUUUUUAAAUGCACAUUAGCUAUGUGGUUUGUGUGGUUUAAAAGUACAAUGGUUCAUCAUUUUACUUUGAAAAGUUUACACACAAAACUAAUCACAGGGACAUUUGGUGGACAGAAUCUUUUUGCUUUAUUUUAAGAACAAUCAUCUCACCCUAUUUUUAUUGUUUACAUUUAAAUACAAUCUGUUAGUCAGUAAUUUGUGUACUGAACUAGUAUUAAGCUGCUGGUAACAUGUACAUACUGCAUGAUAAGUUUUUCUUUUUGUACCAGUAUGUAUUCACUGAAUAUUUACUUUGUUCUGUCUUAUCUAAAUGAGGAAGUCAAAAAGCCUAAACUGUAUUCAUUUUUGUCUUGAUAAGUUAUGUGAGUCUUAAUAACUGCAUGUAUAAUAAAAGUGAAGCAAACUCUGCUAUUUGGCCAUCUAUAUGAAUAUUUUGACUUCAGCUGUAAUAUGAAAAUUAUUCAUCCUCAACUUUAUCUCAAAGGAUGUGUAUGAGCAUGGGAAUAAACAGUAAAGGUGUGGCAUUUACUGUUCAUUACAGCUACCAACCGAUUGUGGGCUUCUGAGUAGCAACUUGUCAUGAACAUAAGAUUCUUUCUAGUACACUGCCCUCUCAUUUCCUCCCCAGACCUGAGUAAGAGCAGGGUAAGCGUAAGUAUUUUUACCAGCAACCCCACUGAAGAAUUCUGAGACUUGCGGAUAUAUUAUAAAACUGAACCUGUGCAAAAUUAUGCAGUUGAUAAAAAUGAGAAAAAUUAUACUGAAAUAAGGAAGUAGGAUUUCUUCCCCACGUUGAAGGAAAACACCAAUUAAGGAUUGAGUCUCUGCCAUUGAAAGUGCAUAGGUUACUCGGUAGUGAUAAGAUUUAUAAAGCUGCUUAAAAAAAAUAAUUACUACUCAGAUUGACAUUGAAACAUCUAGGGAGUGGGUACGUAGCUGAAAUUCAUGCUGUCAGCUGACUUGAAUGAGAAGUACCAAUACAGGAGCGUUUGUAACCUACAAUUCAAAUCCCUCCCUGGGUGCCCCAAAGUGCUUUACAGAUAACACGCUUUAUAAAGGUGGCAACAGUGGUAUCCUAAUUAGUACAUGACCUCCCACCCCAGCUUUGUUGCCUGGCUGUUCAUCUCAACUAGGAAAAGUUUAAAGUCAAAUUUGUUCUGUUCUCUUCAAAAAAAAAGGGAUGAGUACAACAAAGGAAUUUCUGUGACAGGCUAGAGACCAAGGGAACUUAUUUGGAGGAGAUUAAAUUGAAAGUCAGCGCUGGGGGUGCUGAGAUCAAUGCUUGACUUGCAGUUCCAGAAAAAUCUGGAUGAGAAUGCUUGAAAUAUUCAGCAAAAUUUAUUAGAAAUGAAAGUUAAUGUUUGGUCUUGAGAGCUAUACUGUGCUCAGUCAUGAUGAGAUGUGGUUCCGGGUUUGCCAGAUAUUUUACAUUGUUCUGGAGGAGCCCAAAGUGAAGGCAGUCCGGAGUGAGAUGAUGAAGAGACAGACGAUUGGAAGCUUGGGGUCACUUGUGCAAUUGAACAGAACUGUUUCACAAAACAGC
Molecule: messenger RNA, 4960 nt
Organism: Mobula hypostoma (lesser devil ray)
Lineage: Eukaryota; Metazoa; Chordata; Chondrichthyes; Myliobatiformes; Myliobatidae
Gene: rundc3b
Product: RUN domain containing 3b
Exons: 11
Coding region: 883-2223 (446 amino acids)
Source: RefSeq, a predicted model, not a curated record